AGUACUGUUUGCAUUCAGUCAGUCAGUAGUUUAAUACAGCCGGAGUGUGGGAACAGAUUUGGGUACAGACGGAUCUAUUGAAGACACAGCUGGUUUGAAAGCAGAGGAGCGUGAAGGAUGAAGAGCUCAAGAUACUGGCUGGCAUCGCCUGCCCUGCUGCUGCUUCUCUGUGUGGCUGGAGUUAACAUGGAGCAUCUCCAAGCUGAGAACCUGAACCUCAUUCCCCCAGAUCAACAUAACUUGGUCCUAAACACUGGAAUGAAAGGGCUGCCCAGAGACUGCUAUGAAAUGCUAAUGACUUCUUCAGGGAAGGCCAGAGAUGGCGUGUACCUGAUAAAACCAGGGAACUCUCCCAUCGUGGCGUACUGUGCCAUGCAGGAGGGGGGCUGGACUGUGGUGCAGCACAUCACUGUCAACAGCAGCGUGAAUUUCGAUCAAACCUGGGCUGAGUACAAGCACGGUUUUGGGGUUUUGACUGGUGAUCAUUGGCUUGGGAAUGAAUAUCUCCAUCAGCUCACCCGUGGUCCUGGCCGUUACAAACUGGGAGUAAAACUAGUCGACCGAGAUGCUAUCACCAAGCUAGGGGAGUAUGACCCUGUCUUGGUGGAGGAUGAGUCAUCGGCGUACAGGCUGAGGCUAGGUUUGUUCCAGGGCACAGCUGUAGAUGCUCUGACUCUGGAUACUGAGAACUACCUGCAUGACAACCAGAAAUUCACCACUAAAGACAGAGACAAUGACAACUACUUCCAAAAUUGCGCAAAGCUGGAGUUUCAGGGGGUCCCAGGAGGAGGUUGGUGGUAUGACGCCUGUGCUGGCGCCAACCUCAAUCGCAGGAAUGUCAUCUACUGGCAAAAGGACUGCAACAAGGAGCGACUGUGCAAGUAUGCAUGGCUAAUGGUGAGACCCUCAGACACAGUAAAACUGGUUUACAGUGGAGACUGCAAGAAGGAUGAGCUGUAAGGAAGGCAUACUCACAUACUCAGGAUUUUUUUAUGCUGCAUGGUGCUGGGUGGAGGCUAUCCAGAAUGAAAGUGUAGUUAUUUCUUAAGGUUUUCUUUGCACAUGGACAUUCAUUCACAACAUUUUAUUCAGAAAUGCAUGGACAUGAUCACAGAAUACUGAAAAAAUAAAACAACAAAAAAUGAAUCACAAGCUCUGAAGACAGUAUAAAAACGCAGAAUGGUCUCAGCUCAAGCUUUGUUUUCAUCUUGACAGUAUUUUCAGCAAAGCAUUUUCUUCAUUCCCCAAAUAACAAGUGCAGAUUCCUUGUUUAUCACAGUUACACAAAUGUGCUUCAUGACAUUUUAGCUUAUGACACAUGUGAAACACAUUUUGUAUUUCAUCUCCAAUCCAAUGCUUACAGAACAUUUCACAAACAGCUUUUUUUUGCCACAGUACACAACAAGUUGUUCAGAAAUACAAUGAAAAUAUGAUCAUUGAGCCACAGAAAUUCAGAGAAACAAAUACUGUAUUUUUAAUGUGCACAGAAAACGAAAAUAUCCUGAGGAUAAAGAAUAAUAUACGCAGAUUGUAAUCAAAAAUGUGUGCAACUUCCAAUGUAAACAAUGAUAUUGUUUUGCAAGUUUGCAUGUUGUAACUGUAAAAAAGACCAUCAAGUCUUUAGGUUUGUACUGUAGAGUUUGCACAGUAACCCUGCAGCGUUUAGUUUGGGGUUACUCAUCAGUUUUUCUGUAAAAUAAUUUAUGGGAUUAUUUCUUUUUUUUAGAGAUUUUGCAGGACAGAUUGUAUAAAAUGAAGAACAUGUAAUGUGAAAGACAAUGAAGCUGGAUCUAUUUUAACUCCUCUGACAGAUGACUUUGGCACACGUGAAAAGGCUUUAAUUAUCAUCAAGUUACAAUCUUGACCAAGCAAGAAGAUUCAGACAUCAGGACGAUACUUAUUAGCCCUUCAAAAUAAAAUAGCAAUUCCAAAAAGUGCAUUCUCAAUACUAACACAAUAUCUACAAUGUAAAACAGACCUGCACGUUUUAUGACAUUUUGAAUGUAAGAGCAUCAACUUGAAUAACAUCUGUAUUUUUUUUUAUAUAUUUUAAAACCAAUAUAGACUGGAGCAAUUUUUUCAUGAUCUUUGGAUAUUAAAGUGUGCAGCUUGAAUAAACAGUA
Molecule: messenger RNA, 2123 nt
Organism: Notolabrus celidotus (New Zealand spotty)
Lineage: Eukaryota; Metazoa; Chordata; Actinopteri; Labriformes; Labridae
Exons: 3
Coding region: 118-960 (280 amino acids)
Source: RefSeq, a predicted model, not a curated record